This is a messenger RNA of Aureobasidium uvarum, 1695 nucleotides long. The record is from the annotation of a GenBank genome assembly. Lineage: Eukaryota; Fungi; Ascomycota; Dothideomycetes; Dothideales; Saccotheciaceae.
AUGCUCAAGUCUUCCGUAUCAAAGAUGCUUCGUACGCCCGAGUGCCCGCUCAGUGUCAAAGCCAGCACUAUCAAAGACGCUCCUACGGCAGAGGGUAUGCCCAAACAGCCUACCAGACAGACUCAAGAAGAGCAAUUCUGGUUCCCUGUUCUGUUUGCCUUCCACGAUGUUUUGAUGACCGGCGACGAUCUUGAGGUUCGGUCUAGGUAUGUUCAUUCUAUUCGAGCUGCUGGCCUGCAAACGCUAACAANNUCCAGGGCGCUCAACUACCUGUUCGAGACAUUGACACGCUAUGGUGGCGACUUCCCUCGCGAAUUCUGGGACACUCUAUGGCGCCAGCUGCUGUACCCUAUUUUCAUGGUUCUCAAGUCGAAAUCAGAGAUGUCAAAGGCUCUCAACCACGAAGAGCUUUCGGUAUGGCUAUCGACAACCAUGAUUCAAGCGCUCCGCAACAUGAUCAGUCUUUUCACACAUUUCUUCGAAUCCCUGGAGUACAUGCUUGAUCGAUUCUUGGACCUUCUGGCACUCUGCAUCUGUCAAGAAAAUGACACCUUGGCUAGAAUUGGCAGCAAUUGCUUGCAACAGCUGAUUCUCCAAAAUGUUCAGAAAUUCACUCCUGAGCAUUGGGAAAAGGUUGUUGGUGCUUUUGUUGACUUGUUCGCACGAACUGAAGCGACGGCUCUCUUCUCCGCAGCAACUUCUUCCUCUUACAGGAAAGACUCGAGUGCCUCGAACGGCCUUGCCAUGCCCGAAAUAUCCUCCGCAGACCCCGCAUCUAUACCAGCAGAGAGCCCUCUCAACCUCAAUGGCGAGGAGCUUCCGACAACUGAGGCAACGCCCAGACGUCCUCGUGGCAAUACCACGGCUACUAUGCAGUCCGAUCGAAGUCUUUCGCCCUCGAAGCAGGCACAGAUCGGAGAUGGUAACGAACUUGAAUCCUUCAACAACACAUCGCAAACACCCAACGCGCCGGUCGUCGUCACUGCAGCACGCCGCCGCUUCUUCAACCAAAUAAUCACCAAGUGUGUUUUGCAAUUGCUGAUGAUUGACACGGUUAGCGAGUUGUUUUCCAACGACUCAGUCUACGCUGCCAUUCCUUCUCAUCUCUUGCUGCGCUUGAUGUCACUGCUCAAGAAGUCUUACCACUUCGCCAAACGCUUCAACGAGGAUCGCGAUUUGCGCACCAAGUUGUUCAGGGAAGGUUUCAUGCGUCAGCCACCAAACCUGCUCAAGCAGGAAUCUGGAUCGGCUUCCGUUUAUGUUAGCAUUCUGCUACGCAUGUUUUCUGACGACGGAGAAGAGCGCAAAGCAUCGCGUGCCGAGACAGAGCAGGCACUCAUCCCUUUGUGUGCCGAUAUUGUGAGCUCGUAUAUUGAGCUUGACGAGGAUACACAACAACGUAACAUCAUCACUUGGCGGCCCGUUGUAGUUGAUGUGCUUGAAGGAUACACAGCCUUCCAUACGGAGGAUUUUGAACGUCAUGCCACCACUUUCACACCACUUGGUGUUGGCCUCAUGAAUCGCGAUAUGGGUCCCGAGCUCCAACGAGCAGUACAAGGACUCUGGACUCGUGUCACUGAGAUCAAGUUCGGCGUGAAAACGCUUGCUCAUACUAGCAAGACAACGUCGGGACUGGUCAGCCCAAGUAAAGCGUCGAUGUUCAGCGGACGUCGUUCAAGCAGAGGAAGUCGUUAG